GGAAAAAGCAAGAGACAAUGUAAAGAAAGAAAAGAAAAAAAAAAAAAAAACAGUUUUAAUAGUCUGAAAUGGCUCACAAAAGUUGUAACAGUCGAGCAGUUCAACUGGUUAAUUAUUUCCCGUGCAAAUUAUUCUCCCAUCGCGUUCAAUCCUACCAAUUGGAUAGUUUGGAUCGCGCUUUUGACGAGGGCGCAUCUUACCUCUCCAACGGUGUCUACAAACACCUGUCGAAUGACGCGGCUGUUUCAGUGGCGGCACUUCGCUCAUCCGACGGCGCCAUUUUAGAUCCGGAUGACCGACUGGCCGAUGUCGUGGACGAUCGCGAACAGCUGGCCGCUUGCCUGUCCAAUGGCGGAUCUGAAUUGGACGAAGCUUCGCUGGGGGUUCCGUUGGUGCUCGGCCCGCGGAUCGGAUUGAUGAAUCUGCGAGGCGAUGGCACGUCGGCCAGCUCCAACUCUGGCUCGCCAUCGCCGACCGACUUCGGCCUUCAUCACCAACAUUAUGGCGGCAGUCAUCAGCCGUCCAGCCGAAAAGACAUUGAGGUCACGGGCCAAGAAGCCGCCACGGGUCUCAUGGUCGAUCACAUGCACCUGCAGGUCAGGCGCGGAUCGGAGCCGGCGCUUAAUCGCAUCGACGCAACGACCAACGGCCCUGCCGCUGCUGCUGGCCAACACCACCAAGCCGACGUGCCACCUACAUCAAACACCAGAGAUUAUAAGAGGUGGUCAGCAGCGCCCAUUGUGGAUGCCACAUCAGAUUCGGAUUGCGAGGAACGUGACUUGGAAGUCGUACGACGUCAUCCGUCCGGGCCGCGGUUCGCUCGAUCGGGCGCUCGUGUCUCGAUGCAAAUAUUCGGUGGCGGUAUAGGCAGCACCAACAGCGCCAACAGCCAAAACAAUGCUGGAUAUCGGUGGGCGGAAGCGGCCGAUAAUGCCUUAUUGUCGGCCGCAACGGCUCCGGCCACCACAACGCCGCCCGACUACGAAGAGACGAUGCACCGACGUACCCGCAGCCUCAGACGGGAACCCGUCGGUGCCACAAGUGAAUCGAUUCCGCUCAGCGACGGCCAUCACCGCCUGUAUCAACACCACCACCAUCAGCACGUUCAAUCGCCCGCACCAUCUCAGCUGGUGGUUCUGCCCAACGAAGGCGGCCCUCUGGGCAUCCACGUCGUGCCGGACUACUCUCCGCUGGGCAACGAGCUCGGCCUCUUGGUCCAGGGAGUCGAGCCGGGCGGUCGCAUCCACAGGGACGGACGGAUCGCCGUUCAAGACCGCAUCGUCGAGAUCAAUUCGCACCCGCUCAAGGACGUGCCUUUCCACAGAGCUCAGGAGCUCUUCCGCAAUGCCCUCCAGAGUCGUGACCUUCGUUUGCGGAUAGUCAAACCGGACGGAGGAAUUGAAACAAUUCGCCAAGAUCAAGCGGAUGAAAUGGCGCAUCAACCGUCUCGCGUUGCGGCCGUGUCGCCCACUCGCAAAACGGCCGCCGUUCCAGGAACGGGCCGGGCCGCCAGCGCCCUGAUGACGGUCAGCACGAGGAAAAUUGGCAAGAAAUUGGAUCUCGAAUUGACGAAAGGCCACGACGGACUGGGAUUUAGCGUCACGACGCGCGAUAAUCCAGCUGGUGGACUUUGCCCCAUUUACAUCAAAAACAUUCUACCCAGAGGUGCGGCGAUUGAGGAUGGACGGUUGCGCUCUGGUGAUCGACUUUUGGAGGUCAACGGUGUGGAAAUGACUGGCAAGACACAGAGCGAGGUGGUUAGCCUUUUGCGCAACAUUCCCACAGGUGGGGCCGCCCGUCUGCUGGUCUCGCGGCAAGAAACGGAAGAAGAACUUCAUUCCAAUGUGCAAAGUCAACACGUUCAACCUGUGGCCGCUCAACCUCCCGCUCAGACGAGCCCCAAAUUGCCGAGGCAGAUGAAAUCCAUCAGCCGGGCCAGCGAGGAGUCUCUGUUGCUUCUGCCGUGGAAACAGCGCGAAAUCCUCACGCUCGACAUCCCCGUUCACGACACGGAGAAAGCCGGUCUGGGCAUUUCCGUCAAGGGCAAAACGACGUCGUCGUCGGGAAAUGGGACCAGCGAUUUGGGCAUUUUUAUCAAAUCCGUUCUGCACGGAGGGGCCGCUUCGAGGGACGGACGACUCUGCACCAAUGACCAGCUGCUUCACGUCAACGGUGUCUCGUUACAGGGUCGAUCCAACACGGAAGCGAUGGAAGGAUUGAGACGGGCCGUGCACCAGGAGGGUCCCAAACCGGGCCACAUCACGUUGACGGUGGCUCGCAAAAUGCACGCGCUCAAGGAUCGCGAAGUGACGCUAGAGGGCCAGGAUGACACGGUGAACGGAACGGUUCGAUUGGGCGGAAGCGCGGGCGAUAGUUCGGGAAGUUACGAUCAUUCCGGAGGUAGCAGCGAUCAAUCAGGUUCCACCGUCAUUUUCGUCAGCGGAAGUGGCGGCGGAUCAGAGAGUCGUGAGAGAAAUCUCGUGGCGGAGAACAGAAUGUCUGGCAUCUCGUCUGACCUCCGCAAUGAGAGCUACUACCGGGCCACGCACGAAACGUGGAACACGACGCAGUUGCAAGAGACGUUGAUGAGUUCCAAAUCGAACGGGCAUGGAGCUGGACCAGGGCGUAAACAGCACUCGCAAAACAGCCCGACGGUUCAUCUGACACCGGGCGAGGUGGUUUCCAUUGACGGUGAUUACCUUCCCCAGUCUCGGCCACGCCCACCUUCCAUGAUGAUGAUGUCCAACGGCUCGUCAGUGGCCUCGACACCGGAUACGACCGUGAACUUGGCGUGGCAGCAACAACAACAACAACAAUCGAAUAACCGUCCCGGUGGUCAACGUUCUGGACCGACGGACGGACGUGACCGACCCUGGUCCGAACAGCCACAACCGCCACAAAGUCCCUUGUCGGAAACGUCAAUGCGUUCGGACGGACGUCCUAGCGAUUCGGAGGCUCCAACUUACACCAGCCAGACUUCGUUGGAUACGGACGCUCCCGGCUUCUCUCGCGACCAGUUUGGCCGUCAGAGCAUGUCGGAAAAGCGGCACGCCUCGCUGGACGCCAAGAACACGGACACUUACCAGCGCAAUAAGAAACUCAGGGAGGAAAGAGAACGCCAAAAACAGACAGAAAGUGAACAACCGACAUCCGCAUCGAAAGAAAACAUGCCACCAUCAGGCCGUGUGAUCCGUCGGGCUGUCAAGCGCCGUCACGCUCAUCCUUUGGUUUCGCGUCUGGAGAAGGAUUACCUCAACUCGCCUAGCUAUCACCGAUCCAGUCCCAAUCUCUAUCAGCCCAACGAUGUUGUUGGCGGUGUUGGGUCUGCUGUGGUUUCAGCCAAUCGCCGGGGGGUAGCGGGCACGCUUGAUCGGGGUAGUCGCCUGUCUGUGGCUCCAUCCAUGAUGAUGAUGACGGAUGAUUAUCGUCGUUCUCGUGUCUCUUCGGUGGAAUCCCUUCCCCUAAUCGCUCCGUCACCUGUCCCGUCCCUGCAAGGCCAAAGACGGCCACCGCUUCUACCUCCAUAUAAAGCGCAAGAUAAUGGCCGCCCGCUUUUCGUGCGCCCAGUUGACUUGCCGAGAGCUUCGUCGAGAGAUAUCGGGCCAACGCUGGGCUUGAAGAAAUCGUCCAGCUUGGAAUCGCUGCAGACGGUCGUCCAGGAAAUCCAGAUGCAAGAGGAGGAGCCUCAGAUCGGCUGCUAUGGUUACCAUCGGCCGACGGCCAUCCGCGUUGUUCGAGGACGCGGAUGCAACGAGAGUUUCCGCGCGGCCGUCGAUCGCAGUUACGAUGAAUCUGGCCAGCCAACUGACGGACAUAACAAGGAGCCCAUGGAAACAUUGGAUGAAGCGGCGGAGGUAGAGGUGAAUGAGAUGAUGCCUCCUCCACGAUCGCCCUCUGAGAUUGGAAUUCCGAUCUUGAACAACAAAAGCGAAGUUCGCAAAAGCAAAAAGAAGAACGCCAACGCUGCCGGCCUCCUUUUGAAAGGACUGGGCUCCAUGUUCCGUUUUGGCAAACACCGCAAAUCGGCUCCGGCCAGCCCGGAAUCUGGUCACCAGCCAUCCGGAUCGGACCCGACCGUCUCGGGUCAUUCCAUGGCCGGCAGCAACGUGAUUAUGCCGUCAUCCGGAAACAACCAGCAGCAGCAGCAUCACCACCACCACCAGAGCGAACGAAGGUCUUCCGGUCAUUCUGGCAGCAUUGGCAGAUCGUCCGAUGUCGAUCGACACCACGUCCUCAGGCGGACUCUUCCGCCCGAUGAACGUGACCGGGCGGAGCUAGGACGUCAGAUGGCUAUCGCAGUCGCUCGCCAGGCCGCCCAAGAGGAGCAGAAGAGAAUACAACACCAUUAUUUACGCUUGAUGGACCAGCAGCAACGGCAAGCCGCCACUCACGAGCAUCAAAAGCAACAACAACAACAACAACAAUCGGGUGCUACAACGGUCGACUCGGCUAACCGUUCGCAGAGGCUGCAUCAGCUGCGAGCCCAGCAUCAGAAACGGCACGCCGAACAACAACGACAGUCGACUCACACGCCGACAGACCAAUUUGAGUCGAAUAAUAAAAACAUGCCGGAAAUUAUUCACGGACGCUCGGCCAGCUACGAUCCGUACAACGACGUGCGGAAACCGCGCAGUCGGGCCGCCGUGGGAGAACCCAAUACUCUGAUGCCCAUCCCGACAGUGUCCUCGAUGUACAACAACAAUUACGACGAAUUUCAACUCAAUCGGCGUCAGCAGCACUAUCACUCGCAGCGAUCGGCUCGCGAGACACGAAUGAGCCCACCGGGCGGAAAUCAAUGGUCCGGCGCUGACCGGCCCGUCUCCAACUAUUUCGAAUAUGAAAGCCUGCAUAUUGCUGGCCACAAAGUGGCUCUAAGUGGACCUCCCUACAAACCUCAACAACAACAACAGCAACAACAACACGGGCAGCAGUCAGGAAACCGACGACCACCCACCAUGCAAGGAGAUGAUGGCCCGGUAUUCUUCCGAAGGCCCGAUCGAAACAGUACUGGACUGGAAUACGGAAGCAGUCAAGUACGCUCAUCGCAAAGGGAAUCGGUGUAUGGCGCUUCAAACUACGGUAGCCAGAAUAACUCAAACAGACCAGCUCCUUUGACAGGAUCUAAAGUCUGAUCAGCAGCUAAUACCAUAGCGGGAUAAUAGGUAUCUGUGUUAUCAACUCAAAUUUACUACAAUUAUGUACUUUGAAACGAAUGCAUGCGCAACAGUCGUUUAAUGGGUCAAAUUGAAAUAUUUUUCAAUAGUCCUUUCCUUUUGUCCGAUCAAACUGUUGAAUGUAAAUAACUAAGAUUUUUUUUUCCUACACAAAACCCAACGCCAACUCUUCAAAGUCUGUCCCAUCUAUUUUAAAUAUUCCAAUCCUUUUUUUAUAUUAAAAAAAAAAUCGUGUCAAGCAAACAAAAAAAAAAGGGAAAUCGUGUUUUGUACAUAUCUCGGAACCGUCCAAAAGUUGAAGAAAGAGUAUUAUUUCUUUUUUAUUCAUUCGAUUUAUUAAAAAAAAAAGCCAUACGGAGUCGUUACCUACAUAUGCUCGCACUUAAAAAAACGGCUAGGGAUUUUUUUUUAAGACAUAAAAGAGUACUUGCAAAUUCCUAAUAUUAUGUCUGGUUGGCUCUUGAAAAAAAACAACAGCUGUUUCAAUCGUGUCUUUUUGCUUUCCGUUUGGUCUUUUUGUUUUUAUACAUUCCCCACUUGCCAUAUCAAAUCAAGUGUCUAUAUCCUCUCAUUGUAAUAACUUUUUUCUUUUGUUUUAAUAUGCAUCACACUCCGUACAGUAUAACUUUGCUUCUGAUUUUUUCUUUUUGUCCGGUCAAGAAAAACAACAAGAAGAAUUAUCUUUUGAAUAAACGAAUGACGUGAUUCUAUCGCCUUUACAGGAACGAUGUCAUCCCUGUUUAAA
Messenger RNA from Daphnia carinata, 5919 nucleotides. RefSeq lists its product as uncharacterized. Gene Ontology annotation, molecular function: phosphatidylinositol binding; protein binding. Lineage: Eukaryota; Metazoa; Arthropoda; Branchiopoda; Diplostraca; Daphniidae. Gene Ontology annotation, biological process: microtubule cytoskeleton organization; intracellular protein localization; establishment of centrosome localization. Gene Ontology annotation, cellular component: cell cortex; adherens junction; apical junction complex. The record is from RefSeq and is a predicted model, not a curated record.